This is a messenger RNA of Lycium ferocissimum, 951 nucleotides long. RefSeq names its product NEDD8-conjugating enzyme Ubc12. The transcript is spliced from 7 exons. Gene Ontology annotation, molecular function: NEDD8 transferase activity. Gene Ontology annotation, biological process: protein neddylation. Gene Ontology annotation, cellular component: nucleus. NCBI's taxonomy places the organism in Eukaryota, Viridiplantae, Streptophyta, Magnoliopsida, Solanales, Solanaceae. The record is from RefSeq and is a predicted model, not a curated record. The coding region runs from base 114 to 665 and encodes 183 amino acids.
CUCAGAUUCUCUCUCUCAUCAUUUUCGAUAAGAGAGAAACAAGAAUCCUUUUGCUGCUUCACGCUAACCUCACACAUCACAAAUACAGCACCUUUCCAUAAACAGCAGGGACCAUGAUCAGGUUGUUUAAAGUAAAAGAAAAGCAGAGAGAAGAAGCUGAGAAUGCAAAUGGAAAGCCACCAGUCAAGAAACAAAGUGCAGGAGAGUUGCGUCUUCAUAAAGAUAUAAGUGAGCUAAAUCUACCCAAAACAUGUAGCAUAUCAUUUCCCAAUGGAAAAGAUGACCUCAUGAACUUUGAAGUCACCAUUCGGCCUGACGAAGGAUAUUAUAUGGGUGGCACAUUCACGUUCUCUUUCAGUAUAUCUCCAAUAUAUCCUCAUGAGGCCCCAAAGGUUAAGUGCAAGACAAAGGUUUACCACCCUAAUAUUGACUUGGAAGGAAAUGUGUGUCUCAACAUUCUUCGAGAAGACUGGAAACCUGUGCUCAACAUUAACACCAUUAUCUAUGGCUUAUAUCAUCUGUUCACGGAGCCGAAUCAUGAGGAUCCCCUCAAUCACGAAGCAGCUGCUGUGUUGAGAGACAACCCGAAGUUGUUCGAGUCCAAUGUCAGAAGGGCAAUGCAUGGAGGCUAUGUUGGGCAAACGUUCUUUACCCGUUGCAUGUGAUGUCUUCAAGGCUGAAACAAAACUCGGGGUGUCUGUAAAGUUCGGAUGCAAAAUUAAUUCAGGUGGUCUUUCUGCAACAGGUUGGGUUCAAAUGUCUUUAAAUUUACGUCGGACCAGAAAAAAAUAUUCUGUAUGCUAAGUGUAACUCUGCAAUUUGUUUUCUGGAUAAGUUCAUGUAUAAGACCAAUGGCGGAGACCUAUGUUUUGAGGACCUUGUGUACAAUUUGAAUUCAUGUUCACACAUCCUAUGGGAGAUUCAAACAUGAUAAGGUGUCUUUUCAGUUCA